Cuscuta epithymum is the source of this 1380-nucleotide messenger RNA. NCBI's taxonomy places the organism in Eukaryota, Viridiplantae, Streptophyta, Magnoliopsida, Solanales, Convolvulaceae. The record is from the annotation of a GenBank genome assembly.
GUGAAAGUGAGAAUGCAUUAGUCAAAAUAAUGAUCUAAAUGUACAUUUAAAUAAUUAAAUCAUACUUUACAAUUGUUAAACCAAACCUCAUUCAACGGCAAACUCAGAAGUCGUGGCCGGGUUUCCAUUAUGGAAUUUCGAUUCUAUCAGUAAGACAGUAAUCACCUUGCAUCGUAAACCCGACGGAACAGCACGGACGCCUAAUUCACGAUUCGCUGAUUGCCUGAUUCCCAAAAUUUCUAGAUUCAGAGGUAGGGAUUGGAGAUCACACUAGGUGUCCGCCAAGCAUGACGUCUGCCACAAACACUCCAGGUUACUGGCUGAACUGGCGAUUUCUAGUGUCUGCCAUAUGGGUCUUUGCAGCUAUGGUGAGUUCUGCAUUGAUAAUUUUGAGGUAUGAAGGCUCAUCAAAAUCAACAAAUCAAGAGGGGGAAGAUCAGCAAGAAAAAGUAAGGACUUUUCACAAGGAUGAUGUUUGGAAGACAUGUAACGAAUCCAUCCAUCCUGUUUGGCUGCUUACUUACAGGGUUAUUGUUCUUUUGGUUCUUCUGGGGUUGCUCUUUGCAGAUGCUGUUUUACAUGGCAUUGGCAUUUUUUACUUUUACACUCAGUGGACACUUACUUUGGUCACCUUCUACUUUGGGGUAGGAUCGUUACAAUCCAUAUAUGGGAUGAAGUCUUCUAAAGAUCUCGCUUCUGAGAUAGAGAACUCAGAUGUUGAGAGCAGUAUUGGAAGUUAUGCCGCUCAGAUCAUUUUUCAGAUGUGUUCAGGGGCUGUGGUGCUUACAGACAUUGUUUUCUGGCUCAUAAUUUACCCAUUUCUCACUGAUAGCGAUUACCAGUUGCAUUUCCUGGAUGUUUGUCUGCAUUCUGUAAAUGCUGUUUUCCUUUUAGGCGAAGUGGCUCUAAAUCGCCUUAGUUUCCCUUUCUUCCGGAUUGCAUAUUUUCUCCUAUGGACUUGCGGUUUUGUCAUUUUCCAGUGGAUUAUUCAUAUGUGUGUUUCCAUGUGGUGGCCUUAUUCUUUUUUGGACUUGUCAUCUCCAUAUGCUCCCUUAUGGUACUUGGGGGUUGGAGCACUUCAUUUUCCAUGUUUCUUUGUGUUUGCUCUUAUCAUAAGAGCAAAAAAUUAUUUACUGUCAACAUUGGUUCAUUAUAAUGCUCAACACCAGUAUAGGAUUAUUUGAGUGCUCAAUUGGGAAUAGUCUGAAGAUCAAUUUGGUUAAUUUGUAUCUAUACGUGAAAACUUGCCUACCACAGCCCACAGGGCGGAUACUACUCAUUUAAGGAAGCAGCAGAUGAUGUACUCAGUAUACAAACAUCUCUCUACAGAAAACUCCAAAUAUGUUACAAUGAAAGUUGGAUGAAAAAUUUCACCCUUUU